Molecule: messenger RNA, 702 nt
Organism: Sparassis crispa
Lineage: Eukaryota; Fungi; Basidiomycota; Agaricomycetes; Polyporales; Sparassidaceae
Exons: 2
Coding region: 1-702 (233 amino acids)
Source: RefSeq, a predicted model, not a curated record
AUGAAGUUGUGGCCACCAUCAACUACCCCGAAAGCAAAACGCACAAAAUGUGCAACUCUCCUCCUCUUUCUCACCCGCAACCAGACACGCCGGCGACCGUCCGACAAAACCACGGUCGAGACUGUGGCUAGCACGCGGUUGAGGCCACUCGUCGAGUCUAGUAUUCAGAGCUUCACGGAGCCCGCGAGGAAUGACAAGCACCCCGCGCGGACGACAAACCAGCAGGCGCAGGAGCACACACAGUGGAGACGCCGCCAGGAGGCGCCGCUCGAGCCAUACCCUUCCUUUCGGUUGGUCAUAGCACGGGCAAUGAGACUAUCCCCAGAACACCCGCUCCAUAUCUCCCUCCCUCAAUUGCGCGGACUUCGCAGGCGUCCCAGGCGAAAGCCGGUACCGCAGGACUUGCGAGACCUCUACUCGCUCCCAAACACGUCGUUACAGAACGAGAGGUCCGCAGGGAUCGCUGGAGCCCCGGGCAACGCCUGUUCGCGGAACUGCAACCCAUCGAGCAUGUUGGAACGCUGCAGUUCGUUGGAUGCACAGAGAGAGGCGGAUAUUCAUUCCAGGAGACUGCCGCUGCACCCAAAUGUAGUAUUCGGCGAUGAAGCUCAAAGCAAGUUCAGUAAUACUGCAGUUACUCAGCACAUGGCUUCAGGUGAACACCUGACUAGGGAUUGUGCCCGUGUGGAGAGCCGUCGAUGA